GAAGCGCAUUGGCUGGCCUUUAAUGAWUGCGACCAGUCGACGCUGACACGAAAAUGAGUGCUCUGUUACAUGUCUUUCAUUGAUCCCAAGUAGAGUCCAUCAUUCUAAUUUACACCAUUUUUUUCCUUAUCGAACGAAGACGUGAGAACAAGUGUCUUCUUUCAAACAUGGUAGAAUACAUUAGAAUAUUAUUGAAUAUCGUAGAAUAUAAAUAGAAUAGAGCAUAUUCAAUUAGUCACUUGAAAUUACUUUUACUUAUUUUGGAUUCCACUAUUUAUAAUGUGACAGACACUUUUUAUAUUGACCUUGGUCUGAGUUUUACUGCUAUAAAUAAGUUACAUCAGGAUACAUUUGAAAGUAUUUCAGUGCUUACCUAACAUGUUAUAUUUAUGAGAUAGAUACAUUAGCACCUUUCCCGACAGGUGGCAGUUUCUAUGGUAACAGACACACAGGCAAGAUGGCGUUCCUUCACUGGAGUUGCCAGGACGUGGCAAAAUGGAUAAGAUCCUUAGGAUAUCCACAUUAUACAGCCUGUUUCACUGAGAACCUCAUCACAGGUAAAAAGCUGAUUUAUGUAAAUUGCUGCUAUCUGCCAAGAUUAGGAAUCACAGACUUUGAGGAUAUGAAGGCCAUCUCUGCACAUGUGCGUGAGCUGCUGGGGACAUCAGAGCCGCUGUGGAGCCGCAGCAUCGCAGACCCCCCCAGAGACAGCAUGGGCCUGUUCCUGGAGAAGAAGAGCAGAACAGGGGACUGGGCCGAUUCCUUCACCUACACACAYUUCCUCGACAGGAAAUAGUGAAUGGAAUCUGUCCGUCUGAUAAAAGAAACAUGAAUGAAUGAGCUGUCUGUCAGUGUGUUGUUUGUAAGAUGACGUUAGUUGUGAAUGAUGAGACAAUAAUGUUCCAUUCAAUUACAGAUGUUGAGACACUAUUUCAAGACAGCGUUUUGUAAGGCACUUUGUGAUUAAAUUGGUGUUCUGGGGUGUGCA
Molecule: messenger RNA, 988 nt
Organism: Salvelinus sp. IW2-2015
Lineage: Eukaryota; Metazoa; Chordata; Actinopteri; Salmoniformes; Salmonidae
Product: sterile alpha motif domain-containing protein 15
Molecular function (GO): protein binding
Source: RefSeq, a predicted model, not a curated record